This is a messenger RNA of Agrilus planipennis (emerald ash borer), 3102 nucleotides long. RefSeq names its product 3-hydroxy-3-methylglutaryl-coenzyme A reductase (gene Hmgcr). The record is from RefSeq and is a predicted model, not a curated record. The transcript is spliced from 12 exons. Gene Ontology annotation, molecular function: NADP binding; hydroxymethylglutaryl-CoA reductase (NADPH) activity; protein binding. NCBI's taxonomy places the organism in Eukaryota, Metazoa, Arthropoda, Insecta, Coleoptera, Buprestidae. Bases 270 to 2963 code for a protein of 897 amino acids. Gene Ontology annotation, cellular component: peroxisomal membrane; endoplasmic reticulum membrane. Gene Ontology annotation, biological process: isoprenoid biosynthetic process; coenzyme A metabolic process; sterol biosynthetic process.
UCGCUCCAUUCGAAUUCCUGUAGCUUUCGGUUGUGCAAUUCGAUAAUCAUAAAUUUUGGAAACCCUAGUCUUUGCCCUAGUGUUAAUUAUAAACGGUUCUGUUUUAUUUAGGUGUCAACUAUCAUAAUUACGUGCAUCACGUUGGAAUACUCUUGGGAAUUUAAUAUACAGUGUACGUACUCCAAGUUAGUGUUUUUGGUUAUGUCGCAAGUUAGUUUAUAGUGUUAACGCCUGCAUUUCCAUUAUGUUUUUCGUAACGAGAAAAAGAAAUGGCUUCAACGUUAUUUUAUAAACAUGGGGAAUUUUGUGCUGCACAUCCAUGGGAAGUGAUAGUGGCGAUAUUGACUCUCACAGGGUGUAUGUUUUCAGUGGAACAACAAUAUGCUGCUCCACUCCCAAAACCCCCUAUUCGGGACUGUGCAAGUUGCAUACAAGAGGCAGAAUACAACGCUGCAGACUUAAUUGUAAUGACCCUUAUACGAUGCCUUGCGGUACCGUACAGUUAUUAUCAGUUCUGUAUUUUACAGAAGUUCGGAUCGAAAUAUAUCAUAGGUAUUGCCGGGUUAUUUACGGUAUGUUCAAGUUUUGUGUUUACAACUACUGUAAUAAAUCUUUUACGAUUUGAUGUGGCCGAUAUUAGAGAUGCGCUGUUUUUUUUCAUCUUGUUAAUGGAUUUAUCUAAAGCAGUGAUACUAGCCCAAUUUGCUCUUUGUGCAAAGAAUCAAGAUGAAAUAAAAAAUAACAUUGCCAAAGGAAUGGCAAUAUUAGGACCAACAGUUACACUAGAUGCCAUAGUGGAAGCGCUGGUUAUAAGCGUUGGAGCUCUUUCAGGAGUUAGACGUUUAGAAAUAUUUUCCGGUUUUGCUUGCCUUUCAAUUUUGGUAAACUACGUUAUAUUUAUGACGUUUUACCCAGCUUGUUUAUCAUUGCUUCUGGAGCUCUCUCGAACAUCCAGUAUAUAUUUAAAGAAAGAAAUUAGACCUUCUCUUAUUAUAAGUGCCCUAAAUGAAGAAGAUAACAAAUCCAAUCCCAUUGUAAGAAGAGUCAAACUAAUAAUGUCAGUUGGUUUAAUGCUAGUUCAUAUUCAUCGAUACAUGUAUCGGUGGCCCUCCCAUGAAGAAAGUAUUGACUCAGUGUCGCCAUUUGUCGUUGAACAGCACUUAGCGUUGAAUAGUACACAAACUGUUACUUUUCAUGGGUAUCUAAUGAGGUGGAUUGCCCUAAGUGCCGAUCAUAUUGUUAUAUUGAUUUUGCUAUUAGCGCUACUUUGUAAAUUUAUAUUCUUUGAAAAUAAAGAAGAGCUUGUAGAACAAUUAAGGGUGCAUAUGAAUAAUCAAAGCUUAGAGUUUUUAAAUCCAAAUGAACACCAAAACAAUCAUUUGAACAGGACCAUACGCCAAAGGUUUAUUCCAACCAUGCCUUUCUUUAGAUCACAUUCCAUGUUUUUGGACAACGUAUCUCUUGACAACGAAGAGAAAGAUUUGGUUGACAAAGAAGUUCAAACACAAAACGAAGUUGAAAUCUUAUCACUGCCACUAAAUAACUCAAAAGAAGUUACAUCGAAAAACAUUGCUGUUUUAUGUCCACCUAUGGCGAGGUCUGUUAACGAGUGCUUAACUAUAUAUAAAUCCGAUUUAGGGGCAACCACCUUAACAGAUGAAGAGGUAAUAUUAUUAGUCAAAAACAAACAUAUACCACCAUAUCAAAUAGAAAAGGCUGUGGAUGACCCCGAACGCGGUGUACGAAUCCGUAGACAAAUGAUAGGAAAAGAUGGAAAUUUUGGUGAAGCAUUAGAAGAUUUACCAUACAAAAAUUAUGACUAUACAAAAGUAAUGGGAGCUUGUUGUGAAAAUGUAAUCGGCUACAUGCCCAUUCCUGUUGGAAUAGCUGGGCCAUUACUUCUUGAUGGGAAAGUUAUAUACGUUCCAAUGGCUACAACAGAAGGUUGUCUUGUUGCAAGCACUAAUCGAGGAAGUCGUGCGCUUCUCAAAUGUGGUAUUACUAGUAGAGUUGUUGCAGAUGGAAUGACUAGAGGGCCUGUUGUUCGCUUUCCAUCAGUUGCCAAAGCAAGUGAAGUUAUGGUUUGGAUGGAAAAUAAAGAAAACUUUGGUAAAAUUAAGGAAAGUUUUGAUGCCAGUAGCCGUUUUGCUCGAUUAAAAAAGAUUCAAGUUCGUAUAGCCGGAAGAUAUUUGUUUGCAAGAUUUGUAGCAACAACAGGUGAUGCAAUGGGCAUGAACAUGCUUUCAAAAGGUACGGAAAUGUCUCUGAAAUUCAUUCAAACACUAUUUCCCGAAAUGGAAAUUUUGAGUAUUAGCGGCAACUUCUGUGCCGAUAAAAAACCCGCAGCAGUAAAUUGGAUUGAAGGCAGGGGCAAGUCCGUUGUUUGCGAAGCAGUUGUACCAGCAGAAAUUGUGUCUACUGUACUUAAAACUAGCACACAUGCAUUAGUAGAUGUAAAUAUUUCAAAAAAUAUGGUAGGAUCAGCCAUGGCAGGAAGCAUCGGAGGUUUUAAUGCACAUGCAGCAAACGUUGUAACAGCCAUAUUUAUAGCAACGGGACAAGACCCAGCUCAAAAUGUAGGCAGUAGUAACUGUAUGACUCUUAUGGAACCAUGGGGCAGAAACGGGGAAGAUUUGUAUAUUUCGUGCACUAUGCCUUCAGUUGAAGUUGGCACAAUAGGGGGAGGAACUGUGUUACCAGCCCAAGCGGCAUGCUUAGAGAUGUUGGGUGUAAAAGGAUCACAUAGCGAAUGCCCUGGAGAAAAUGCGAAUCAACUUGCAAGGGUAGUAUGUGGAACUGUCUUGGCUGGAGAGUUAUCAUUAAUGGCCGCAUUAGCCGCGGGUCAUCUAGUCAGAAGCCAUUUAAGACACAAUCGUUCUUCUGUGGCAAUUUUUUCAGAAAUGGAGGGAAAUAUACACGUUACACCACCCUGCAAAACUGGUGCUUAUUUUGUAAAAACUUAGUGCAGAGACUAGAAGUAAACAAACAAUAGGUACAUGACUUACCCAGUGAUUGGCAUAUUAUUUAAAAAGUCUAGUGUUGUCUAGACGUUUUUGUCAAAAUAGUACAUAUAUCUGUUAAUAAAAGUAUUUUGAAAGUGUA